Molecule: messenger RNA, 5120 nt
Organism: Schistosoma haematobium
Lineage: Eukaryota; Metazoa; Platyhelminthes; Trematoda; Strigeidida; Schistosomatidae
Gene: MRPL51
Product: 39S ribosomal protein L51, mitochondrial
Exons: 6
Coding region: 4071-4436 (121 amino acids)
Biological process (GO): translation
Cellular component (GO): mitochondrial large ribosomal subunit
Molecular function (GO): structural constituent of ribosome
Source: RefSeq, a predicted model, not a curated record
CGAUGUCGAAAACUUACAGAGCUAUUUAUUUUGGGGAUUUCUUUACCGCUGCAAAUGAUUUCGCGUAUUGGAUGGUCUGGUACUAUGACCUUGUACGUGAGCGCAACUUUGAGUGUAUGCCUUUAUAUCAUCCCAAUGGUGAUGAGAUUUAGUAUGCAUAUACUAGCUUGAGUAUCUUAUAUGUCCUAUUACAUAUUUGAAUAUGCUUACCGCGAAAAGAGACAUCAUAACUUGUGAACAACCAUAUGUUCUGUCAUAAGGUGUGCACCAAUGAAGUGCUUUUGAUGUAGUACCAAGUAGUGGUUGACCACUUCAAGUAUCGUAACACAUGACUUGAUAAAACGGCGAGACUAUGAUUCAAGGACGAACCAAUCACAUUCAAGGACUAUACAAAUGCCCUGGUUUCCGUUUUCAUGCUCCUCUGUAAAAGAUUGAGCCAAUUUUAUCGAUAGGGUUACUGUACUGACCUCUUGGACUUCCUCGUAUUUAUUGGCAGCGUUUUCGUUAUUGGAACCAUCAAAACGGUAGCCAGCCAACUUUCUGAAUAAAACCACCAUCCUUCGCAGUUUGUUAAUUGUCUAUAGUGAAUGAAUGUUUUUGUAUAUGUAACUCACUACUGUAGUGGAUAACCUCAAACUUCAUAAUCACUCAAUUAUCUAGUUGAACAACGUUCUAUAGGUGUGUAUCCACGAAGUUGCCAGAGUACAUAAAACUCUUCUUCGAUAAUCCACUUGAUUGCUGCAAUUAGAACCUGCUUCUUUCUUGUUGCAUUGAUGAGUACAAACUGUUCAGUUGUACGCUAAAUAAUAUAUCAAGGUUAGAAAUAAGUCCAAAAAUAAUGAGUACGAAAUACAGAAAUAUAUCUAUAUGAACGUAUGUAUUAACAGAUAUACGCGUUCAAUAUAAGUUGCUAAUAGAAACCUAUGUUUGUUCAUGACUAACUAUAGAGCACAUAACUAUACCUCUCAUUGGAAAGAAAUGGUUUCGUCAAAUAUUCUAACGAGUCAAUGAAAGCUCUAAAUCUAAUUAAUUGGUUUUACCCUACAUCAGUUAUUAAUCCCAGUUUACCAUACAUUUACAUUAUUUGGCUUAAAUAAAGUGACUGUAGUACACUUAAACGUAAUUAUUUGUUUCUUUUAAUCAGACAUGACGGAUGCGUCUAUAGUAGUUGCUGAGAUGCUAGCUUAAAGCCCACUACAGAAAGAUUUUCUACAUAUCGCUGAGCUGUUUGCUUAACUUUAGCAUAACCUCUAUGCUCAUUCUUAAUCCGCCUCUUAUAAGAGUCGAAUGGGAAGUUUUAUUGCCGAUCUAAAGAUCUAUCCAAAUUAGCGUCAUCAACAAGAUGCUUUGACGAAUGUACAGCAUAAACUAAGUGUUCGGGUCCGUAGCACUAUUCAUCUUAUAUCUAGCUCAAUCUAUUUCGCUGCUGUGUAAUUUAGGAUGCGCUAAUAGAUAUUUCAUCAAUGCUAAGCUUGUCGAAAGUAAGUACAGCGGUAGUGAUUUUUUUUCCAUACAAACAUAAAGUUUAAUGUAUGAUUUCUACGCUGAAUGUUUGGAAGAAUAUAUUCAAUGCAACACGAGGUUGAUUUAUUUAUGUCCGCGACAAUAGUUUUGUGCAUGUUUCUAAGUCUUUUGUACGAAAAAUUUAGCCGUAGUUUGGUUGGUUUCUCCAACACACCUAAGUAUAUCAAGGGCAUUGAAUCAAGAGGGAGUGGUGAAUAGGUUGAACCUGUUGAUGUAAAUUGUCAUCAGUUCACCUUUUGAAAAUCAUCCUUCAAGGUGACGUCCCACUAGUACACACCUAUCACAGCCUACUUUUCUGUUGGGAUUCACUGUAUAUCUAACAUCUGAAUGAGCAGGUGCAUCACAAACGACGGCGACUAGUUUAAUGGCUAUAUGCUUGUUGAACCUAGCAUUAUGCAACCACAAGUCACCCAUUUCUUUUGUCUCGGAAGUUACGUCAGCAGCUAUUUCAUCCAGUACUUAGUUGCCUAAUACUUUAAAUCCUGAUGCCACACAGCAGUAUAAUUUUCUGAACUAGACCCUACUGCUGUUUUUAAAUACUUAUAAUGUCUGGAUAUACGCAAAGUGAAAAUUUAAACCGUGGCUCCGAGACAAUGGUUGAUCGUUAUUGCAACUCUUUAAAUAUUCUUAAAGAAAAGGUUAUGAGUCUAUUAGAACAAUAUCAUUCAAUCAUUAUGCAGAAAAUGGAAUGUGAUUUAGGAAACUUACUCUCCUACGAUGCUGAUGGAUUUCAAAGUCAUUUGGCAGAUGUCUUUUCUCAGUUGAAUGAUGUUGAAGUCCAUCUAAACAACUUGGAAGCAUGGGCUGGACUUCCUCCUGAAUGCUUCACUUCAGCUAGUUUGAACUAUGGUAUCCCAGAUCCGGAUCAAGUAUCUCAUGAAGCCCAAACCCUAGUUGAGGCUAUCCGACAUUUACAAGCUGAAUUGCGUGCUAUGACUACAAAAAGUCAAACAAACAACGCACUCGCCACAGGGAAUGUGCCAUCAGUUCCUCCAGCUGAGAAAAGUGAUAAUAACCAGGAUCGCACUACAUCUUCAGUUCUGAAUACAGUUGCAAAACAAAGUCCUCUUCCAUUAACGGCUAUAAAAUCUGAGAUUACUCCUUAUUCUGUCCAGUCUAAUCCAUGUAUAUCACCAUCUGCUGGUGAUCCGAAUCAAGGAUAUGUAGAUACAUUGCCACAAAUACCAUCUUUUCCAUCAAAUGAAGAAGGACGUAGUUGCCAUCACACCGGCAGUAGACCAUACAAUUCCAAUACUAAUACAGCUACCCGUUCACCUAGUAUCGAUCGACGUCAACAAUCUACUAUUUCGACUGACGUUUACCGCGUUACAUCUGGACACCAUUCUUCAUUUCCUUCACCUAUCCCACCACAACAAUAUGUUUCUGGUCAAUACAAUCAGUUCCCUCCUAGCUCUGUUGAAACCGUAUCUUCAAAUCGUAUGGCUCCUGAAACGUAUUCGCAAUACACAUCACCAGGGUGUUUAACACGAACAACUGGACAGUACACACCAAGACCUCACUAAUAUUAAUUUUGUUACUUUAAACUGGGUAACUUUUACAAUCAUGAUAACAUCAUACAGGAUGACAGUAUUAACUUUUGAUCUGUGUACAAAAUUUGAUCUCUUGUCAAACGUUUUUAUAUUUCAACAAUAGAUAAACGUUUUUUUACUAGUUUCUAGUUUUUGUUGAAUGCAUUUUUGUUGCUGAGUGGUAGUACAGGCAGCGAUAUCCACAGAAAACCAAUGAUGAAAAAUUUUGUUUGUUUUGAUUGCACUCAAAUUAUGUUAACUGCUUCUAAGCACAUUGUACUUUUUUUCUACAAAAUAUGCAUAAUACACAACCAAUAGGCUGGAAAAAGUACUACAAAUAGUAUUAAAUGUAGUUUUUCCUGUCGGGGGUGGUUUCUGAACACACAGAAUAGUUUUUCAUUACUGGGUGGCGAAUUGCUAAUAAUCACUAAAGGUUGAAUCCCGCCUGGGGCUUUUCUUGGGUUGCUGCCAGUCCUAAACCCGUCUAAGGGAGGAGGUUUGGGUAUAAGGUUAACAAUCCCACCCUGUAUGAAAGAACCUUGAUAAAAAAAUACUCUAGCCAGAUAAAGUCGUCCUAAUCAUCUCAUGUUAGAUUUCUUCGUUUCUCACUUCCCCAACUACCAUAGAGAUCAAACGUAUCUUUACUCCCAGUGUGGUUAAAAUUACAGGUUGCAGUUUUCCAUUAGAAUUGUGAUAUCUCCAAAACUUCACCUUUGUUGGUCAAACAGCUUCCCGCGUUGUGAUAGUUUUCUAAGUUGCGUGAGAAAAUGCGACAACUUAUUCUCAAUAUCUCUAAGCACUUCUUCAAAAUAUCCAUCAAACAACCAAAAGCAUUGGAACAAACUUGGUGUGAAUCUUGAUCAAAAACCAGGAUGUUCUACUACUUAUUGCGAGGCUGAAACAGGAGUGAGGAGUUUAAUACGUGUGCCUAAUCAUCGGAUUGCAGGUAAGACCAGUGGGAGUUCUUCAGAGGCGUAUGUACAACCAAAACCACUCAAUAUACAAUAUAAUCCACGUAUGUAUGAUGGUGGCCUGCUUCCAAGAUUAAAUUUUACUGACAAACAAGUUGUUCUACCUGAGCAUAAACCACGAGACUUUUGGUCCCCACAUCGAGCACAUUUUGGCCAAAAUGACUACAUUGAUAUUCUAGGUGAUGGAAAAAUAAAACCACGUGAUUUUUAUACUGGACCUCCAUGGGUAUUAGGUGCACGAAAUGAAUAUCAACGUGUAUGCUCGCGACUUAACAAUCCAGCUAUCGUUGCAUGGAUGGAAGAGUUCGAACCAUCUAAAUUGAUAGCUGAGUAUAAAUUGCAAAGAUACUUGUUCAAGAAAGUGAACAAGCGUAAAAAUAUCAAAUUUGAACGUUAUCGUGAUUCGCCCUAAGUUGUUUUGUCACUGAUUCGACAAUGUUUUGUUUUUUCUGCUGUAUACUUGUAUAUAUGCAUUAAAUAAAUAAAUAAAUAAAUCAUGUAUGAUUUCAUUUCACACUUCUUUGAGUAGAAGGAAGAUCCAGUUGGGUCAUAGUACCUCGUACAGUAAUCCCACAGUAAAUAGGAAGUUAUACAAAUUACGCAAUAGUUAUUUUAAGUAAUAGACCAUUCACUUUUCUUGCUUCAUUGGUAAAAAGAUUGACCUCGAAAAGCUACCUUGUUUAGGCCGCCUCAUAACAUUUCAUUCUCUCUAGUAUUUUUCCGGUUGCCAAUGAUAAUCCUUAAAAUGUCUGUUGAAAUAUAUAGUAGUGAGUUGGUUGGUUAUAGAUUUCGUGACAAAUAAUGAAUGUGUACACAGAUUGUAUUCUUGUUGAUAGUUCCUAUAACUCGUUAAUCUUCAGUACGGACCGAAUACUACUUACCAGAAAUACAUAUCUACUUUUUCAAUUGAUUCAUUAGAAUGCUGAGUUUGUAAUUAAAUUUUUAACUUACUAUCCUGUACUCACUCUCUUUACAUAACUUAGUCCUUCCUGUAUUGGAUUGGUCCAAAUACUAAUACUGUCAAUUGUAAUGUUCUUGACAGUCUCUAAAGGAUAUGAUGUUGAAUCUUGAGAUGUACAUACUUUUAAACAAAUUU